Didymella exigua CBS 183.55 is the source of this 1712-nucleotide messenger RNA. RefSeq names its product pisatin demethylase. Bases 14 to 1546 code for a protein of 510 amino acids. The transcript is spliced from 2 exons. The record is from RefSeq and is a predicted model, not a curated record. Lineage: Eukaryota; Fungi; Ascomycota; Dothideomycetes; Pleosporales; Didymellaceae. Gene Ontology annotation, molecular function: monooxygenase activity; heme binding; iron ion binding.
CCAGCGCAUCAUCAUGGCCCCUCCCUCACACAUCCUACAAGCGAUUGGCGAGACCUUACAUGGGCACUACUACCUUUACAGCUUUACAGCCCUAUUGGUACUGGGUGUUGUCCGGUAUCUAUACCGGCCUCUAACAUCCCCACUUCGAAAUGUGCCUGGCCCUUUCUUAGCCCGCUUUACUAGACUCUGGGAGAUUCAGGCUAUCUGCAAGCAUGAGACCGCAGCUCUAAAUAUUGCACUCCACGAUAAAUAUGGUCCUGUGGUGCGUCUCGCUCCGAACCGUUACAGUAUCAACGAUGGCGAAGCCGCCAAGGUCAUCUUGGGUCACCACAAGGCUAUGGAAAAGUCUCGGUACUACUACCCGUUUGGACAGCCAGACGAGUACAACAUGUUCUCCGAGCCAUGCUUAGACGCCCAUGCCAAACUCAGACGCCCGUUGGCUCAGCUGUACUCGCUGACAACUCUCCUUUCGUACGAGCCAUUUGUUGACACGUGCAACUCAAUCUUACUCAAGAGAAUUGAAGAGUAUGCCAAGGAGGGCAAGACCUUAAACGUUAGAGAGAUGAUGCAGUUCUACGCUUUCGAUGUUAUCGGUGAGAUGACUUGUGGCUCUCGCUUCGGUCUCAUGGAAGAUGGCGGUGACAAGGUCGGCAUCAUCGCAGCCAUCGACGAGAGCAUGGAAUACAGCGCCAUCAUCGGACUGGUACCAGGGUGGCACUGGUGGGUUGGCAUGAUAACAGACAAGCUGGGAAUACAACCAGGCUUCAGAAAAGUCCUGAACUUCGUGAACUAUCACAUUGACAACAGGGCCUCAGGACGCACCAAAUCACCCGGAGAUCGCAGCGACUUUUUGGACAAGAUGCUACCCAUGGAGCAAGAAGGCAAGUCGACGCGCUUCCACACUCGACAGGCUGGCUCCCAGAAUAUCGCAGCUGGGUCAGACACGACUGCCAUUUCCCUCUCCGCCGUCAUCGCUUACCUCAACAUAUACCCAGACACACUCGCCACUCUUCGUCGCGAGUUGGAUGAAGCCAUCGCGGCCGGUACCCUGUCCGACCCAGCGACAUUCCAAGAAGCCCAAAAGCUGCCAUAUCUUCAAGCCGUGAUUAUGGAAGCGCUCAGGGUGCAUCCAGCCGUCGCAGCACCCAUGACCCGCGUGGUCGGUCCUCAGGGGCUCCAAAUUGCAGGCCAGUUCUUUCCACCGGGCACAGAAGUAGGCGUCAACGCAUGGGUUAUCCACAACAACAAAUCCAUCUUCGGCGCCGACGCUCACGUCUUCCGUCCUGAGCGCUGGCUCACACCCAACAAGGAGGAGCGCGCUGUUCUAGACAGGAACUUCUUGACUUUUGGCAACGGUCCAAGAACUUGCCUUGGCAAGAACAUCAGUCUGCUGGAGAUGAGCAAGGUCAUCCCGCAGAUUGUUAGGAAGUACGAUUUUCAGAUUGUGCCGAAUGAGAAGGGUGAGAGGUACACGUGGAGGACGAGGUGGUUUGCAAAGCCGAGUUUGUUUGCAAAGGUUAUGAGGAGGGUGCAGAAGGCUGAGUGAGUUGACAAGCUUGGAUUCCUUCACUGUUACGUUGCCGCGUGUAGACUGGGCCAAGUCUUUCUGCAUCUCGCAUUUUGUCGCUCGAACAAGUAAGGCUUGCGAACAUCAGCUCUUCAAUGCAGUACACAGCAGCUAGAACAAGGGUUUAUCAUCUACAGAGUCACCA